Molecule: messenger RNA, 2124 nt
Organism: Symbiodinium sp. CCMP2456
Lineage: Eukaryota; Dinophyceae; Suessiales; Symbiodiniaceae
Source: the annotation of a GenBank genome assembly
AUGAGCUCAUCUCAAGGGUGCUCACCCCGAGAUCCCAGGUGGCGUGACUCACAGCUCAAGGAGCAAUUGAAUACUGCAAGAACGCUGCGCAAGGCCGUGGAGCAACAAUUCCAGGCGAAGCCGAAGCCAGCCACCAAAGACUGGGCUGGUACUGGAGUCGCCCAGAAGUUGCAGAAGAGGGUCCUUGCCUCAGAGCACCUCGCUCGUCUGCUGAUGCAGCGUGUGGAAGGAACGGAGCUGCUGAUUCGAAGAGUGAACCAGUCCUUAUUUCUGCUCACCCGAGAGCAGGAGUUGUUGAGAGUUCCCAGGGAGAUCUGUGACAGGAGGCUGCUUCUUCGGAGCCAGCGGCCGGAAGAGGAGGACGUUGAGGAUGACUUCCAGCUGGCCUUGGAGCGGGAAGAGCGCGUUCUCUCAUCCAGCAGCAGACACCUUGGUAGCUACAUUGAUGCCGGCGAGAAGUUGCAAGACACUCUGAUGGCCGCAAAAGACGAACUGGUGGCGGACAUGCAGUUCAAGAAGCACGCAUUGCGUUUGGAGAAAUCGGCACUGCAAUUCGACCCCUAUCACGGACGAGAUCGGGCCUGCGUGCUGCCAAUGGUGGCCGAAAAGGCAAAGGCUGGGAAGCAGAACAGCGCCACUUCAGCUGAUGGCGCUGUGCAGUCGGGCUACGACAUGACACCUUUCAAGUUUGGUACCACCCACAAAAGCUUAGACAAAGAGGAGACCUGGAGCGAGGAGACCAGUGAGAACAUUCACAGAUCUGUGAAGCACACCAACGAAUUGUUGGAAAGGACUCAGCAGCUGGAGAGAGACGCGGCCAAAUUCCUAGACGAUGCAGGCGAGCUAUCUGUGCGGGUGAAGCAACAGGUCAGGACCGCUCGAGAAGCUUGUCAGUCAUGUAUGCAGGCAAGCAUCUUCAACCUCUCUCAGCAAAAGCGUGAACUGGAGGAAAGUGUUGCGCAAGGCCAGCUGGAUAUCAACCGCACAGAGGCACUCCUUCAGCACAUGCAGAAGGAGAUCAAAGGUCAGAGAACGUCCCUGGAGCAGUGGGAACAGAGCCAGGAAAUUCCGCUUGAAAGGUUCGAUCAGCGCCUGCCGCUUGCAGUGCAGCAGGACAUGCGCCUCAGCGCCUCCGACCGAAUGCAGGAGCAGAUGCACAAUGCGAAGAGCAACGUGCAUGUCCUGAGCAGCAAGUGCGAGAAGAUGCGAGAGUUGCUGUCCCAACUGCGCAAUUCGAGCGAUCGACUGCAGAUGCACCUGGCAGCCGUCACAGCGUCUUGGAACAUCGACAUGCAGUGCUCCAAGAUCGCCUGCAACAAGGACGCAAGCAAGUCGUCCGUUUCAGCGUCGAGAUCGAAUACAGCAUCUCGCGCACCGGUGGCUGGCCACUUAUCGAAAGAGUCCCUCGCUCUGAUUCGCUCAAGGAUCAAGUCUGCUGCGUGCGUUGGACCGAAGCAGGGCUAUGAUGUCAUUUUCAAGCGCUUUGACAAGGAUGGCUCUGGCACGCUUUGCUUCGACGAGGUGAGAGGUGCCUUGCGUCGAAUCCUGAGGAUCCCGCCAUCCAGCCUCAAUGACUACCAGAUCUCCUCUUUGUGUGUUACGUUGGACACCAAUGCUUCUGGUAACGUCGACAUUGCCGAGCUUGUGUCCUUUCUCGGCACAGAAUCUCUCGAGGGCCGCCAUGGCCUACUUAAGGAGAAGCUGAACCAAGAUCUUGGCUUGAGCAAGGUCGAAGAUGACUGCUUCAAGCUGGAUUGCUUUGUCAACCGCAAGCCUCGCCAAAACAAGAGCCAGUGUUCGCCACAGCCAACUACCAGCAGCAAGAAUACAUUGCCGCAAAGUGUGGUGGACACGAUUCGGUCGAGGAUAAAGGCUGCCUCAUACGCUGGACAAAUGGGUCGCGAGAUCCAAGCAUUAUUUUCGCGUUUCGACUACAACGGCUCCGGGGUGCUGGAGGUGGAUGAAGUUCGCCAGGUUCUACGCAGAGCUAUGAGGAUCCCGCCCACAGUCAUCACAGACCAGCAGAUAUGGAGGUUGUGUGCCAUGUUGGAUGUGGACAAGUCAGGUGCCAUUAGCAUCGCAGAGCUCACUCGAUUUGUGGGAAAGGAGCCCAGUGGAAGGUGA